GUCCGACGCAUUCACGAUCUCAUUGGAUACAGACGGGCAUUGUCGCAUCUGGUAUGCGAACAGCAAGAUAGACGGAACAGAGUGCUGCUUCAGGUAGAAUGCGGCCGUCAGCAUGCCUGACAAUGAGCCGACUAGCCAGGAGAAACAGGCUGCGCCAGCAGUAGCCGCAGCACCAGGGGAAGAGGAAGAGCUCGCAGAAUUGAAGCGCGUGCAUACCAAAGGCAGCGAGAAUCGUGACGAGCCGAAGGCGGAGCCACCGGAAGCCGACGAGUUUGGGCUACCGGUCAAGCCCCCACGAAGGCGGAGAAACUACUCGCUGGACGAGCUGGACAGCCCUGAGAAGAUCAAGAAGCAGAUCUUAGAGGAGACGGAAGGUGGACAGGACAAUCAAGGGGAAUCUGCAAAAAUCCAGGCGAGUGGGGAUGGCGAUCCGCUGUCAUCCGCGAAGAAGGGCGAGAUGUCGGUAGAAAAUGGUACAGAUCCGUCUACACCACGAACUAGCACAGAUGGCAAGCCUCCUUUGAAGCACAUCGAUGCGAAUACCCCUUCCAAAGCUGGGCCGCCUUCUCCCAAUGACGCUCGAUCACCGCAAAGUCCAACCAAGUCGAAGCUACACGGCGCACAGGCAUCUGUAAGCACAGUCGGCGAGUUCUCGCACCAACAGACGGUGCCACAAGAGCCCGUGGGUGAGGCCCAGGACGAGGUCAAAGAUGCCGAAGAGGACGUGUGGCAGGACAUGCCAGCUGUAGCGACUCACCGCAUCUACGAUGAUUGGGGCAAGGUGAUUGCCAAGAGUUUUGAUGAGGUCGAGGACGAAACAGUAGCGUACGGCACUCUCGGUGGAGCUGGAAAAGGCUACACUCGCGUGCAAAUGGACGAAGAUGCGAAGAGUGCAACGUCCAUGGAUGAUAACACCGCAUAUCUGUUCAAAGACCAGUACGGGCGUAACAACGUACUGCAGGACGAAGAUGAAGGUGAAGCGAAAGACGCCAUCAGCCAGCUGCAAGCGACGAAAGAACUUCUGACGGAAGGACAACGCAUAGCAUAUGUAGGCGUAGUCAGACUGGCCCUGCUCGAAAUGCAGAGGAACAUUGACGAGCUGGAGCGCAACAAGAGCUCGCGAAAGCUAGUAGAAGUGGCUAGCGAGGCGCUGAAGAUGUGGUCUCAGAAGGUGAUGAUCAGGUUGUAUAGUCAUAUGGAGAUUGACGCUCGAGAGCAGAUCAUGGUGGAGCAGCUUGCAGAGCAUGGAGUCCUCCCGAGUGAUCUGACACCUGCACUCAUGGCAAACGCAAGGGUCAAGAAUCCUACAGCAGAGUCGACCACGGCGUCACAGUCCAAUUCUGCGAGGCCGUCAAUGGCUUCGCCGCGACCUUCCAGCAUUGCUGGACACCAACUAUCUGUCAACAACUCGGCGCCGUCCUCGAAGCCUGGCACGCCUCAGCCGCCAGAGCCUGAGACUUCACCUGCAGCUUACGAAGAGCAUACCGCGGACCAGUUAACAAUCGAGAAUCCGGACGACUACGAAGACGCCAAAAGUUUGGACAUUGACAUUCGAUGGACGGUGCUAUGUGAUCUGUUCCUGCUGCUCAUUGGAGAGAGUGCUUACGACUCUCGUUCGCGGGUUCUGCUGGAACGAGUUGGUGCUGCACUCUCGGUUCAGUGGCAGGAGAUCUGCCGCUUCGAAAAGCGCGUGACAGAUGCGCUGGAGAUGCAGGAAGAAGUAGAGAAGGAGAACUGGAAUGAAGAAGAUCAUAUUGAAGCACGUCGUAAGGCCGCCAAGAAGAAGCGCAUGGUUGUCAUGGGAUUGUGCACGGUUGGCGGAGGCCUUGUCAUUGGACUCAGCGCCGGCUUACUCGCCCCAGUCAUUGGUGCAGGACUGGCUGCUGGCUUCACCGCCGUCGGUGUCUCAGGUACAGGUACUUUCCUUGGUGGGACAGGUGCAGCAGCGCUCAUCGGCACCACUGGCACACUUCUCGGAGGCAAGAUUGGCUUCGGCACAAGUGGACGGCGCACCGGCGCCGUGAAGACAUUCGAAUACAAGCCACUCUACAACAACAAGCGAGUCAACCUCAUCGUCACUAUUGCGGGCUGGAUGACUGGUACGGUCGACGAUGUCAGGUUACCGUUCUCUACCGUCGACCCGGUUAUGGGUGAUAUUUACUCCGUCAAUUGGGAACCCGAAAUGCUGCGAAGCACAGGUCAGACUAUGCAGAUUCUGGGCACAGAAGCACUGACACAGACCAUCCAGCAGAUCCUCGGAGCCACUUUCCUGACAACCCUCAUGGCCGGACUUUCCACUCCAUUGAUUCUAGCAAAGAUAUCGUAUCUCAUCGACAAUCCGUGGAGUGUUUCAUGUGCUCGAGCUGACGCUGCCGGUCUGAUUCUUGCGGACUCGAUCAUCGAACGUAACCUUGGCGUCCGGCCGAUCACACUUGUGGGCUUUUCGCUUGGCGCACGUGUGGUGUAUGGUUGCUUGAAGGAACUUGCUCGACGUGGCGGAAUUGGGCUCGUACAAAACGUGUACAUGUUUGGGUCUCCAGUGGUUGUCAACAAGGACGACUGGAUCCGAGCCAAGUCAGUCGUCCCCGGGCGAUUCGUCAACGGGUAUGCUACCAACGACUGGAUCCUUGGCUACCUCUUUCGAGCCACUGGAGGCGGUGUCAUGAGAAUUGCAGGCCUCGGAAAAGUGGAUGUCAAUGGCAUCGAGAACAUCAAUGUCACGGAAGAUGUGCCAGGACAUAUGGCGUAUCGUGCAAUGAUGCCUACCUUGCUGGACAAAGUUGGCUGGGCGGUCGAGUCGCUUGAGUAUACGGAGAUUGAGGAUCCCGAUCCUGAGAACCAUGAGAAGAGACAGCGCGAGCUGAUCAAUGAGAUUGAGGAAGCGAGACGGCAGCUUGAGGAACAGCCGGAGAAGAAAGGGUUCAAGUCAUUCUUCUCGAGAAAGAAGAAUACACAGAAGAAAGCAUGGGAGACUUACGACGAGCGUAAUGCCAAGGUUCUCGAAGGUGAUGAAAAAGAGGCAGAGAAGUUGGCGGAAGAGAAUGCCAACGUCAUGUUCGACGUUGAAGCCAUCCGUCGCGAAGCUCUAGCAUUGGCUAUCCAGAAACCCGGUGAUAUCGAGGAGAUCAAGAAGCAUCUGAAUGUGCGGGAGCUCCAAUCGACGCUUCCUGCGUUGAAAGUGAAUCUCGAGAAACACGAAUCUGCGAGUAAUGUCAGCACUCCCACUAGCGCGACACAACCAACAGUGGCGUCCACCCAUUCGCAGUCUCACGAUAGCACGACCAACUUCCCAGCCGCCGGGAACAUCACCAACGGUGCGCACAUGACCAAGGAUAACAAUGAAGGCGACAUCUCGAUGACGUUUGAGUCACCCGAACGUCCUCACACCUCCUUCAACACCCGCAUUUCCGACCUUGGAUCAGCGCCUGCGUCACGUUACGCAACUCCCGACCCCUACUCAUCGCAAAAAGCCACGCCCGAGCCCCAUCGGCCCGAGACUGCGUGGGAGCAGCCACGAUUGACAGUGGGAGAGGCGAGUAGGCACACUUCUCAUCGCAGUGUGACUAGUCCUCUGCCGCUGACGAGUAGUUCGGAUUACGACUACAAUCCUUGGGGUGCUGGCACUGAUGCGGAUGAUCCGGAGUUUGGAAAAGAGAAGGAGGUGAAGAUGACUUUUUAGGGUAUAACACUGCAUGUAUUCAUUCAUUCCAGCGUUGAAGUCCAUGUUGGGGUUGGGGCGGUGCAAAUUGAAUUGAGCAUGAAUCGAAUUCGCUUGCAUAUUUCCAUCAUUCAUGCGCUCCCAGGAGGUGGGUGGGCAUUUGUCGGCGUAUGUGCAUUUCUGGGGAAUGAUGAAUGGGUGGUGUGGUGGCUUCAUGAAAGUGCAUCUAUGGGACGAAAUGGAAUGGACUCGGUUGAAGAAGGAGGAGCAGGAUUGCAAUGCAUGUCUUACGACCCAAAUUGUUUUUUCCGCCUAUUUUUCCAGAUUACAAACAACGAAGCGCGUGUGUCGUUAGAAUAGCA
This is a messenger RNA of Sphaerulina musiva SO2202, 4020 nucleotides long. Its product is annotated as DUF726-domain-containing protein. Lineage: Eukaryota; Fungi; Ascomycota; Dothideomycetes; Mycosphaerellales; Mycosphaerellaceae. The transcript has a single exon. The coding region runs from base 113 to 3679 and encodes 1188 amino acids. The record is from RefSeq and is a predicted model, not a curated record.